This is a messenger RNA of Mytilus trossulus (common blue mussel), 2414 nucleotides long. RefSeq names its product sperm microtubule associated protein 2-like. NCBI's taxonomy places the organism in Eukaryota, Metazoa, Mollusca, Bivalvia, Mytilida, Mytilidae. The coding region runs from base 114 to 1184 and encodes 356 amino acids. The record is from RefSeq and is a predicted model, not a curated record. The transcript is spliced from 9 exons.
GCUAAGUGGCGAAAAAUCGAAAGCUUUAAAUUCGUUUGAGUACAAGAUAUCACAGGCCAUGUGGUCCAUAUAAACAAUACUAGGAAUCUUUGAUAAAGUCUUCAAAUUCUUACAUGGCUGCAAUGGCAGAAGUCAAAGGAGAAAAUCGAAGGCACACUUUCCGAAGAGUGAAAGAAAAGCAGACCAAUAAACUUCCAAAUAUAGAGGAGCGUAAAGGAUCACAGGACGAGACUGAUGAAGUGGAGUAUGAGAGAAUUCGACAGUCUGGAAGAGACCGUUAUAAAGAUCUUUCAAGACCGAAAGAACAAAAAAUAGAAUGGUGGACAAACGUUGGCCCAAAUGUGAGUUGGGGGACACAGGAAAUGAUGUGGCCAGUGUCCAGAAGUAUACCAGAUGCAACUGAUCGAGUAAAAACUUUAGCCUCUCCGAAGAAAAAUUUCCAAACAGGUCAAAGUUCAGGCAGGCCACUGUUUUACUACAGCUGUGGACGAGCUUCUAUGGUAUGGGAGCUAAAACCUUUACAACAACAGGCCAAUGUUAGGGUACAAGAACUUUCUAGAUCUAAAGAACUACAUAAAGACCACCGAGAAAACAGAGAAAACGUUUACUGGAGAGAUUAUUACAAGUACAUACAACAGAGGGAAUAUUUAUACAGCUGUGGACGUAAUACACCAAUAUGGCUUGUCGGUAAAGGGGCACAAAAUGCUGAAGACCGGCCUCGAACACGACAAUUAGCUGAACCUAAACAGCCACCUAAAGAAUAUGAAGGAGCACGGCAAAUAGAAACAAUUAUACCAAAAUCUGCCUUGAAAGGUGAACCUAGCGAAAGAACCCAAAGUUUGUCUUUCCCCAAGAAAAGACCUGAAGGACCAUUUAGGGAUCCUGUAUGGUCGGUUCCUGUCUCUGCAAAGAAUGCAUCUGCAACAGAACGAUGUGCUGAACUAGCUAGAUCAAAAUCAACUCCCGAUUCCUAUCAAAAACCAAAAGAUGAGAUGUGGCCCAUUUCUAAAGCAGCAAGGCGUGCCACUGCCACUCCUCGUGUGGAUGAACUAUCGAAACCUAUAGUUAGAGCAUCUAUGGACCAUGUGCAAUUUAAUCCUGAUGCAUUCUUAGUUAAGGAAACUGCUCUGAAAGGAGUUGUUCCCAAACGAAUUGAAACACUAUCUAGGCCAAUAGAUAGAUAGUUAAAUUAAAUUUGUUACAUUGGAACAGUAUUAAUUAUUUAUUUAUUAAGAUUUGGAAUUGUUACCAUCACAGUAUUAUUGAUGUUUGUUGAUUAAUGUACAGUUUAAAAUGUUUUCAAAGGUGUUAUCACUCUGUAUCUUUGUAAAAUAUUUCAAAUUCUAUGAAGCAUUUUCAAAGGGAAAGAACAAAAAUACGAACUUGUGGAAAGCUCUAAAAUAUUUUAACCUUUGAAAUUGUUAAGCCUAUUACAUAUUGUCAAAUACCUUCAUAAGCAACAUGUUAAGUGUAAAAUAUUUAAAGAUUUGAUUUUCCAAACAAUCAGUUUUUCUUUUCAAAAUAUAUUCCAAAUAUGCAUUCACAACUGUUAACAUAUAUGUUUUUCUUGGUAAAACUAAGGUGUAUUAACUUGCAUUUAACAACCUCACCUUUGCUUGUAACGGAUUUUGAUUUAAACUAUUCAGUAUUAUUUGGAUAUGACUAAGAGACAGAUGAUAGUUUUUUUAGAAUAACAGAACCUUUUUAUGUAAUAGAUCAUGAACAGAAAGGUUUCAAGUCUAGACUUUGACCUUAGAAUUUUUUUUAUUUCUCUGAACAUUGUGUGGGUGUGUCUGCUACAUGCAUUUUGCUUAAUCAUUUUGUUUACUAUUUUUACAAUUGGUCUAUUAUCGAGAACUGCCAGAAAUUGUCAUCAUUCUAAUGUUCGAACUUGAAUCUUGUGUGUUUAAAUGCUUCUACUCUGCAAUGAGUGGUGAUAUGCUUCUUAUUUAAAUAGAACCAUGGUUUAAUUGAAAUAACUUCCUAUAAAUGACUUGCAGAUACUUUUACAAAGAAAAUUGUCAAAUUUUGUAGUAAGACAAAUGUCUGUCACUGCUGGUAAAACUUCAUUCUUUUAAAUAUUUAUAUAUACAUGAUAUAUAAGCUUAUACUCAACAUCACAGCAAAUUUGAAUAUUUAUAAAUUAAUUUUCUGGCAAUCUAAUGAACUAUCAACAUUGUCAAUAUUGUGUAAUAAAUGUUUGACAAUGUCAAUAUUUUGUAGACAAACUAAUGACAUUGUAUAAGUUUUGCCAUGUAUUUGCCAUCAUAUUCAGGUUCAAAUCAUAGUUUUUGUCAUGCUGCAAUUUGUUAUUUUCUUUGCACAUGGUUUAGGUUCAGUCUUAACAUCUAUUUUAGUUUUUCUCUUUGUGUAUUUCUAUGAUGAUUGAAAAUAAAUCUGCUGUUGAGCAAUGA